CCUUGAAAAAUACUACGACAAACUUGUGGACAUCCUUGAAUGUUUGGAUUCUUGCUCACUUUUAAUCUUCUCCACUAAAAUGUCACCAACAAUACUACCUUUUUGCAGUCUCUUGAGAUCACUAUUACAGAGUACAGAGUGUACAACCCCAAAUUAAACGGAUCUUCAGAAAACCCAAAAGCAAAAAAGAAGUCUUUAACAAAUGGCACUCACAUUUAGAGCAAACUCCAUAACAAUAAAUCUCACUUUUUACAACUCCACAAAUAAACCCUUUUCUAAGAAAACCCUAAUCCCUACCAAAAUCAAAACAAGACCCAUUUAUCAUUUCAAUUCACUAAUCAGUUUUGUUCCUUCAACUUCUUCAUCAAUGUCUGUGAAAAACGGUGGGUUAUCUUCUACUGUGAUUAAGAGUUCUUUGAUUGAUCCUGAUGGUGGACCAUUAGUUAAUCUUGUGGUACCUAAAAGUGAAAGAGAUUUGAAAAGAAAAGAAGCUGAAUCAAUGCCAAAAGUAAAGAUUACUAAGAUUGAUCUUGAAUGGGUACAUGUAAUUAGUGAAGGAUGGGCAAAUCCAUUAAAAGGGUUUAUGAGAGAAGAUGAGUAUUUACAGAGUUUGCAUUUUAAUUGUAUUAAAAUGAAGGAUGGAUCAAUUGUGAAUAUGUCUCUUCCAAUUGUUUUGGCUAUUGAUGAUAAUGAUAAAGUAGCUAUUGCUGAGUCUCAAGAUGUUGCUUUGGUUGGGCCUAAUGGGGAUUUGGUUGCUAUUCUCAGAAGUGUUGAAGUAUAUAAGCAUAACAAAGAAGAGAGAAUUGCUAGAACCUGGGGAACAACAGCUCCAGGAUUACCUUAUGUCGAAGAGGUGAUAACACCAGCAGGAAAUUGGCUUAUCGGUGGGGAUUUGGAAGUUAUAGAACCUAUUAAAUACAAUGAUGGUCUUGAUCAAUACAGGCUUUCUCCAAGUGAACUACGCCAAGAAUUUGAUAAGCGUGAAGCUGAUGCAGUUUUUGCUUUUCAAUUGAGAAAUCCUGUACAUAAUGGUCACGCAUUAUUGAUGAAUGACACACGUAAGAGACUUUUGGAUAUGGGUUACAAGAAUCCAAUCUUACUGCUUCACCCUUUAGGUGGUUUUGUUAAGGCUGAUGAUGUGCCAUUGGAUGUUCGGAUGGAGCAACACAGCAAGGUUCUCGAAGACGGUGUUCUUGACCCCAAGACCACUAUUGUGGCUAUAUUCCCAUCACCCAUGCACUAUGCAGGUCCAACUGAAGUACAAUGGCAUGCAAAGGCAAGAAUAAAUGCAGGGGCUAAUUUCUACAUCGUUGGUCGAGACCCUGCUGGUAUGGGUCAUCCAACAGAGAAGAGGGAUCUGUACGAUCCAGAUCACGGGAAAAAGGUUUUAAGCAUGGCUCCAGGUUUGGAGAAGCUUAACAUUUUGCCAUUCAAGGUGGCAGCUUACGACACACAAGCAAAGAAAAUGGCGUUCUUUGAUCCUUCACGAGCUAAGGAUUUUCUCUUCAUCUCCGGUACCAAGAUGCGUGCUUUCGCGAAAAGCGGUGAGAACCCUCCUGACGGUUUUAUGUGCCCUGGGGGUUGGCGUGUGUUGGUAAAUUAUUAUGCAAGUUUGCAAAAUGAAGAGAGCCAGCAACCUGCUGCUUUGUCUUCCUGAACAGACCGUUGAAGCCAGAGUUACCAUGAGCAGAAUUUUGCGGGAGCAAGCGUAAAGUGUCUACUGUAAGUUAAUAGGGUUUGAUGGAGCAAUAUUCCUAAUAGGAGUUUCUGUUAGCCAAUAUAACCAACUUUUAGAAAGUACAUCUGUACUGAUUUUCUUGGUUUUGUUUCUCCAUUUGUUGGGUGAGUGUUGGAAAGAGUAUUCUACCUACUAAUACGGUUCAUCCAUAUGAUUUUUUCUUUUGAAGUUGUUCAAGAGAAUGAAUGAAUGUAUAAAAGUUCAUUCACGUUUGCUUUGACAACUUAUCGCUAAUAAAAAAAUCUGGUCCCUUAUUCUCA
Papaver somniferum (opium poppy) is the source of this 1998-nucleotide messenger RNA. RefSeq names its product ATP sulfurylase 2-like. The transcript has 5 exons. Gene Ontology annotation, molecular function: sulfate adenylyltransferase (ATP) activity; adenylylsulfate kinase activity. The coding region runs from base 203 to 1657 and encodes 484 amino acids. NCBI's taxonomy places the organism in Eukaryota, Viridiplantae, Streptophyta, Magnoliopsida, Ranunculales, Papaveraceae. The record is from RefSeq and is a predicted model, not a curated record. Gene Ontology annotation, biological process: sulfate assimilation.